AUGGGUUUGUUUGCAGACAUAGAUGGACAGUUCCAUCGUGCGGUAGAUAUCGUACAGAGUCUCCCGAAAGGUGGUCCAGUACAGACGUCUUACGAGGAGAAAUUAUGGCUCUAUUCGUUAUAUAAGCAAGCUACCGAAGGAGAUAUCUCUAUACCUCGACCUGGUAUGUUGGACAUACUGGGAAAAGCGAAAUGGGACGCUUGGAACAAACAGAAAGGGAUAGAUAAGCAAGAGGCCAAGCGAUUAUAUGUGAAUGCAUUGUUGAAGAUUCUUCGCAACCACGGCGAGUCGGAAGGAACCCAGAAUCAUAUCUUAGAACUAGAAUCGUUCGAUACGAGUAUUAAUCAAGAUCAACCACCUAGACCAGUAUCCCCUGCGUCGUCCUCAUCAUCUUAUCAUUCUUCCCAAGCAUCACCUAUCGCUCAACCUUCCCCACCAAAUUACAACAUGCUACCUCCCGAUCCGUUACUGCCUCCUCCGGACGUAGCGGAAAAUAUCGUCCCUCCAUCAGCAUUAACAUCCUCGCACCGUUCUUUACUCAAUCUCUCUCAAGCGGGACAAUCUCCCUCCGGCACGCAAUCACAACCGCAAAGGAGCAUUCAGGAUAGUAUACCCCCCGCACAUGUUCGAUCUAGAACACAUAGUCUGGCAGGUGGACAGGGAUCUAUACAUUCUUUUCGACAACGUCAACCAGUACCGGCACCUAAUGAAUCGAACUAUCUAAGAAAUCCGAUCUCCAAUCCCAACGUGCAAAUGCCUCAAUAUUCUCAUUCGCCGAAUUUACCAGCAGUGAAGGAUUUCGUUCAGAUACAUACACCAGAUAUAUCAAAUUCACCUUAUUUAAAUAUCCAAAAUCCCAUUCCACCUACGGGUCAUACGCCCAUAACGAACUAUCCAACUAGGAUAGCAGGUCCAGGAUCUGCUUCGACGUUCAACGCUGCUCCAUUGAAUCUAUCAGUCAAUCUACAUAAUAUACAAACUUCUCUUUCUGCCUUACAUGAGAGAUUAUCGAUCCUGGAAAGGAAUCAGAGUAUAAUCUUAAGAAAACAGGCUAAUGCCGAUCGAAAGAGGAAUGGAUGGUUUGCAUGGAAUGGAAAUAGUGAAGGGGAAGAUGAAUUGGAUCAAUUGGAAGAAGAUGAAUUACAAAACUCUGCUUCAGCUUCGGCUUCUCAACAUUUGCGAAAUCCAACGGCGGGUAGUAGAGGUUCGAACCAGAUUACAGUGACUAGGGUGAAAGUUAGGAAACCGAAACUUACGAUUAGAAUCAUACUAUACCUGCUUUCAGCGCUGAGGAGAGCGGUGGUAGAUCUAAGUGUGGGUUUGACGCUUAUGGUGGUUUGUAUAGUUGUUCUGGGAGGUGGUUGGAGAAGAGCGAGAUGGACUCUGGGAUUGUUACAGGCUAAGUUCCAGAGAUAUCUCACUGAGGGACAUAUAUAG
This is a messenger RNA of Kwoniella botswanensis, 1437 nucleotides long. RefSeq lists its product as uncharacterized. Gene Ontology annotation, molecular function: fatty-acyl-CoA binding. Lineage: Eukaryota; Fungi; Basidiomycota; Tremellomycetes; Tremellales; Cryptococcaceae. The record is from RefSeq and is a predicted model, not a curated record. The coding region runs from base 1 to 1437 and encodes 478 amino acids. Gene Ontology annotation, cellular component: cytoplasm. Gene Ontology annotation, biological process: fatty acid metabolic process. The transcript has 6 exons.